Messenger RNA from Colletotrichum costaricense, 552 nucleotides. RefSeq lists its product as uncharacterized. The record is from RefSeq and is a predicted model, not a curated record. The coding region runs from base 1 to 552 and encodes 183 amino acids. NCBI's taxonomy places the organism in Eukaryota, Fungi, Ascomycota, Sordariomycetes, Glomerellales, Glomerellaceae. The transcript is spliced from 2 exons.
AUGUGUGACGUGAGGGACGACUUCCACCAAGAUUGGGAAGGUUCCAAGGACAGGGAUAUGGAGGUUGAGGAGUACGAUGCAACUUCCGCAGAUGACCUUGGCGCUGGCGACGGGAAGGAGAGAUCGGAGACUUCAUCCUCUUCCAGGGUAGAUACGGCAGUUGCUGUCGGCAAGCUUCCCAUCGAAGAAGGUAACUUCCUCCUUUCGUGGAAGCUCCAAGCUUUUGAAGAGGAUCCAAGUGAUGAGGUCCCCGAGGAGGAGGAGCCGCAGGAUGAAGAUCCCGAGGACGAAGAAGACUCUGAUGAUGACGAAGAAUCUGACGAUGAUGAGGACUCUGACGAUGACGAGGACUCUGACGAUAACGAGGACUCUGAUGAGGAUGAUGAGGAUGAUGAAGAAGAUGGUGACGAUGACGAAGACGAGGUUGAGGACAACGAAGGUGACAGAGAUGAUGAGGGCCCUGAAGACGAGGAAAUCCCCGAGAAUAGCGAGCCUGUCGAAGAGGAGCCUACUGAGGGAGAAUUUGUUCGGAGACGGAGACGAGUCUGUUGA